Molecule: messenger RNA, 2814 nt
Organism: Zalophus californianus (California sea lion)
Lineage: Eukaryota; Metazoa; Chordata; Mammalia; Carnivora; Otariidae
Gene: MTFP1
Product: mitochondrial fission process 1
Exons: 4
Coding region: 1780-2280 (166 amino acids)
Biological process (GO): mitochondrial fission
Cellular component (GO): mitochondrion
Source: RefSeq, a predicted model, not a curated record
UCUAGCGCGCUUUCCCAUGGUGCCCAACGGCCAGCUUGCUUCCCGAUUGGCUGUCUUCCGCCAUCUUUGUUAAGGGCACCAAGGGGGCUCCUGGCCGCCUUCAAGGUCUGGGCGGAGGCCCCGCCCCACUCGGUUUGUGGAUACGUGCCGGAAGGUUCUAGCGCGCAGAUAUGUGCGGGUCUGAGGAGAACGUGCAACGCCUGCGGUGGGCACAGGGUAGGAGGGAAGCGGACGAGCGACGCUCACGUGGUGCUAGGGACCGUCUCCUAAUUCCGCGCCAGCACUACUGGUGUUUCCGGAGCUGGAGAGCGCUUUUGGUCCGGAGCCCAGCUUCCCGCAAGGUCACCGCUGACCGGGCUUCCCUACACGACCAUGCAAUGACAGAGACGCCCAGGGCUGAAAAUGGAGUCCUUAAUAUUGAACCAAUGGCCUUUAUUUUCUCCAUCUUUAUUUGAUGAUGAUAAAAAGCUAAUUCUUUAAAAUGAGCGCCUACUGGGUACCAAGCAACAACCCUGUGCUUACGGCCCUGGGUUGUUGCAGAGAUUCAAAGAAACAAUACGUGCAAAGCACUUAGAAGAGAGCUUUAACAAGUGAGUGCUCAGUAAAUGUGGGCUACUAGUAGGUUUUACAGACGUAGCUAAUAGGUGGCACAACUUGGGAUUUGAACCCAGAACCACCUGUCUUUAAUGGCUGCCUCUUCACUGCCUGAUACCUCCCAAAUCCAAAGGAUUCACAGCUUUAGCGAAGUGCACUCAUUGCUCACGUGAGUAAACUGAGGUCCAGCUGGGGAAGAGUUUCUUAGUAAUCACUACCACCCAAGACCACUCAUUCUGUUCUCACUUCCCUGACGUCUUGUUUCCCUUGCCUCGUUCGUUCGUUCGUUCGUUUGUUCGUUCAUUCAUUCAUUCAUUCACUCAUCCAUUCUAGGUCAUUCAUUCAUUCAUUCAUUCAUCCAUUCUAGGUCCUGCCCCCAAAGAAUCUUGGUCUAGGGGUUAUGCCGAUCCAGUUAGACCUCAGAGCUUGAUAUAUGAACAGGGUACCUGGCAGGAAGGCACUCGAAUCUAAAUAUCCACCUCACCAGGGUGCUCACUGUUCACCAUCCCCAGCCUCAUUAACUCAGCUCAACUUAAGAGCACGGGACCUGGAGCCACGGCCUGGAUUCAAAUGCCAGCUUCACCACUUCGCUGGAUGACCUGGGAAAGUGACUCUUUUUCUUUUUUUUUGCCUCUAUUUUCUCGUCUGUAAAGUAGGGGUCCCAGGUUGGUGGGAGGCUUUAAGGAAGUAAUCUGUCUAGAGUCUUUAGCCAAUGGUCUGGCCAGUAGUAAACUUAAUAAAUGCUUUCUUAUAAUUAAUCUUUGCAACUGUCCCAGAAAUGAACACUGUGUUCCCCAUAUAAUAAAUUAAUAAAAUGAGGCUCAGAGUAGAGUCUCUUGCCUGAGGUCACACAGCUAUAAAGUGUAACUAGGAAGCGUAGCAUGCCGCAUUUGAAUCCCAGUCUCUUUGGCUCCAAAACUAGUCAGUCGUGGGAAAGGAUUGCUCCAACCACUCAACCCCAGAGAAAACGUGAAGAAUAUUAAUCUGUAAAACCCAAGCCUGGGAGAGGGGCUUCUGUGCGCGGGGUAAUUUGCAGACGCUCCCUGCUGGCGGGGACCACACGACCUUUCCUUCAGCCCGGGACCUUCAGCCGGUCCCGCCGCGGCCGACUUGAGCGGUAGUGGAAGCUGAGGUGGUAACGGCAGCAGGACCCGCUGCAGUGGCUCCUACCGAGGCAGAAGCGCCAUGUCCGAGCCACCCCCACGGGAUGCGGAGCGCGACCUUUUCCGGGACACGUGGGUGCGAUACCUAGGCUAUGCCAAUGAGGUGGGAGAGGCAUUCCGCUCCCUGGUGCCAGCAGCUGUGGUGUGGCUGAGCUAUGGUGUGUCUAGCUCCUACGUGCUGGCUGAUGCCAUUGACAAGGGCAAGAAGGCGGGAGCUAUACCGAGCUCCGAAGCAGGCCGCAGCACCAGGGUGGCUGUGGCUGUGGUGGACACUUUUGUGUGGCAGGCUCUGGCUUCUGUGGCUAUCCCAGGCUUCACUAUCAACCGUGUGUGUGCUGCCUCUCUCUACAUCCUGGGCACGGCCACGCGCUGGCCUCUGUCCGUCCGCAAGUGGACCACCACUGCACUGGGGCUUCUGGUCAUCCCUGGCAUCAUCCACCCCAUUGACAGGUCAGUGGACUUCCUUUUGGACUCCAGCCUGCGCAAGCUCUACCCCUCAGUGGAGAAGCCCAGCUCCUCCUGACCCCACCCUGGUACUUGGCCUGUGGGUUGGCCCACUCCCUGCUCUGGUCCAACUUCUUCCUCCUGCCAGGGGAUGUGGAUGCCUGGCUCCCUGGGGUCUGAGGCCCUGGCAUCUGAGUAUUUUGAGCCAGAUGGGAACUGAGAGACAAAGGCCUCAAGGAGCGGCAGCUGCUGUGACUCACAGAAAGGGAGACCUGAACCCCAUCUGCUUCCAUGGAAUCCGUGAUACUGAGGGGGAGUGGACUUGUUUUUUUGACAGGAAAGUAACAUCCUCCCAUGGAGGAUACAGAAGCCCAGAUAGGGCAAGGAAUACAGCCAAGAUCACUUAGCAAGCUGGAGCCCCAGGAGCCCCAGUGGCUUGGCCCCAUGGCAGUGUGGCUGGGCCGAGAAGCAGCAGACACUCAGAAAUGCAGGAGUGCAGUCAUGGGCACCCUGAGGACUGAUUCUCCAGCUAGCCCAGCCCUGGUGCUGGACCUGCUCUGGCCUGGCUGGAAGGCAGGACAGUCCCCGGUCCAAUAAAUCCUCAAGAAGUUGA